Paraglomus occultum is the source of this 906-nucleotide messenger RNA. Lineage: Eukaryota; Fungi; Glomeromycota; Glomeromycetes; Paraglomerales; Paraglomeraceae. The record is from the annotation of a GenBank genome assembly.
AUGGCUGACGAACGUGGCUCGCUGAAAACAACCGGCCCACAAGGCUAUGGUGCCAUUAGCGGAAGCAGUAGCCUAUCAACGGCUCCACCGGAUGAUUUAUACGAGUCUGAAAAUGUGCAGGGAUGGAGGGGUAUUAAAUAUAGACUUCGCGAACUGUUUGCCGAAACAUUGGGAACGUUCGUCUUGGUUGCAUUUGGUCUUGGAGGUGUGGCGCAGACUGUGCUGAGCAAAGGAGGGAAUGGGAAUUGGUUUACUCUUGCGCUGUCGUUCGGAUUAGGCUUGACCUUUGCGAUCGUCGUUGCUGGCAGGAUUUCGGGUGGUCACUUUAACCCAGCGGUAACCAUUACGUUGGCCGUAUAUCGUCAAUUUCCCUGGAUCAAAGUUCCACUCUAUACAAUCGCUCAAACAACCGGUGCGUUUAUCGCCGCGUUCGUAAUCUUUACAAAUUAUUACCCAGCGAUAAAUGCAUUCGAUGGUGGACACCGCGCCGUCACGGGAGUUAAUGCCACUGCUGGCAUCUUUGCGACAUACCCACAACAGUUUGUUGGAACGACGGCAGCAUUCAUUUCCGAGGCACUUGGUACGUUCUUCUUGCUCCUUGUCAUUUUAGCAGUAACGGAUGAGAAGAAUGAGGCAGUAAAACCGGCAGCACCAUUCCUUAUUGGAUUGUCGCUUACGACCAUUGGUAUUGCAUUGGGUUAUGAGACUGGCUUCAGUUUGAAUGGUGCAAGAGAUUUUGGUCCGAGGUUGUUUACGGCAAUCGCCGGGUAUGGACUCGAUGUAUUUACAGUUGACCAUUGGUAUUUCUGGGUGCCCCUUGUUGCACCUGUCUUUGGUGGAUUGGUUGCCGGAUUCGUAUAUGAUUCCUUUAUUUAUACUGGAAAGUCGCCCUUAAACAGGGCUUAA